GCGUCUGAGCCGCACUCCGCUCGCUCGCUGCAGCUGCUCCCUGUGAAACCAUGGCCCAGGAUAUCACCGUGAUGUGGGGCUCCGGCUCUCCCCCCUGCUGGAAGGCGCUGAUCGCGCUGCACGAGAAGAACCUGCAGGGCUACAACAGCGUGUUGCUGUCCUUCGACAAGAAGGAGCACAAGUCGCAGCAGGUGCUCGACAUUAACCCCAGGGGGCAGCUUCCUGCAUUCAAACACAAGGACCGUGUCGUCAAUGAGUCCUACGGCAUCUGCAUGUACUUGGAGAGCGAGUUCAAGUCCCAGGGAAACAAGCUGGUGCCGGACUGCGGCCGCGCGCAGGCGCGCAUGUACCAGCGCAUGUUUGAAGCCCAAACGAUGCAACAGAAGAUAAUGGAUGUUGUGGCGUACACCUGGAGGGUCCCAGAGGAUGAACGACACGACUCUGCUGUGAAGAGGAACGCCGAGGCCCUGACCGCUGAGCUCAAGCUGUGGGAGGGAUACCUGAAGACUGGACCAGGCCCGUUCCUGGCAGGGAAGGACUUCUCACUGGCUGAUGUGACCGUUUAUCCAAACAUCGCCUUUCUCUUCCGUUUCGGGUUAUGUGAGAAGCGCUACCCUAACCUGGCAACGUACUACAACUCCCUGAAGGACAGGCCCAGCAUCAAGGCCACCUGGCCUCCAACCUGGCUGGAGAACCCCCAGGGAAUGGACAUGCUGAAAGACUUUGAGUCAAACACACCCAGUUUUUCACAUUGUGUAAUCCGAAACUGCUUUUGCAACCCUCUGCUUUAAUGGAGUGAAAAUGAGGGAAAAAUGCUGUUUGUAAUGACGCAACCGGAGUUGAGAAGACCACAUGGGACCAGCUCUGGGCCAGAUGUCAAACAUGGGGCCUAAUAAAGACGCCUACCGUGAGUGGAUCAGAUGUGCCUCCACCUCCAGAGCUAAAUUAUUAGACUUAUUGAGAUUCCAUGACUUCCAGUGGAAAUGUUGUCUGCUUCCUUGUCUUCGUGUCCUUUUGUAACACCAACCACUUGUUAACCUCAAUAAAAAAAAUAACAUUUACAAAA
Messenger RNA from Betta splendens (Siamese fighting fish), 1066 nucleotides. Its product is annotated as glutathione S-transferase A-like. NCBI's taxonomy places the organism in Eukaryota, Metazoa, Chordata, Actinopteri, Anabantiformes, Osphronemidae. The transcript has 6 exons. The coding region runs from base 51 to 791 and encodes 246 amino acids. The record is from RefSeq and is a predicted model, not a curated record.